Messenger RNA from Megachile rotundata (alfalfa leafcutting bee), 988 nucleotides. Its product is annotated as mitochondrial pyruvate carrier 2. Gene Ontology annotation, biological process: pyruvate import into mitochondria. Lineage: Eukaryota; Metazoa; Arthropoda; Insecta; Hymenoptera; Megachilidae. Gene Ontology annotation, cellular component: mitochondrial inner membrane. The record is from RefSeq and is a predicted model, not a curated record.
AAUUAACACCGGAUAUGCAUACUUAGCCGCUUUUUAUUUGAUACGAAUAUGAGUAAUAAACAAUUAGAAUGAAAAUUAGUUCUGAUAAUAAAUAAAUGUUUGUGUAAUAAAUUAUAUAAAUGAUAUAAGUUUGUCUAUAAAUUUCUAAUCAUAAGUUUCCUAUUCCUCUACAUACCCUAUUUCAGUUGAUAUAAAACAUAAGCGAACCUAUUGCGAUCAAUAAGAAUUGGGGAUCUUGAAUUUUCGAGAUCGAGAGGGGAUGAAAAACUUUGGAUAUAUUCGGCGGAAUUUCGAUACAUUGAUACGAUUCAAAAUAUCGAAAUUUAAUUCGAUUCUCUCGACAUACGCGUGAAAUUUGAUUUCAGCAAGAGAAUGAAGAGGCGUAUAAAAAAUAUAAUGUUUCAAAAGUUUUGAAUAAAAUUGUCGCUGUAAAGGAUAGAUGUAUAAAAUAAAACAUUAAUCAGUUAAACUUGAUGUUACAAAGGAGUGAUUAAUAUUUGGUAAAUAUUUAGAAAUUAUCUGUUUUUACAUAAUGAAUCAAAUACCCAAGAAGAGUACUUAUCAAAAAAUAAUGCUACACAUAGCUGAUGUUUUACCAGCAAAAUUACGCCCUUAUUUCUUACACCCCACAGGACCUACCACAGUAUUUUUUUGGGCACCAACUUUUAAGUGGUGUUUAGUAAUUGCAGGAAUAGGAGAUGUUCAACGACCUCCUGAUACAAUUUCCUUAUAUCAGACUGCAAGUCUUAUGGUGACAGGUGCUAUAUGGUCCAGAUAUUCACUGGUAAUUACUCCAAAGAACUACAAUCUAUUCAGUGUAAACGCAUUUACAAGCAUGACAGGAGCAUAUAACUUUGUACGAGGACUUUUAUAUCAAAUUCAAGAAGAUUCAAAAUAAUAUUUUAAUAAACAAUGUAUGUAAAAUAUGUCACAGAAAAAUGUACAGUGGUUGAUUGUUUUAAUCAUUUAUUUUAGAGUACUAUUUCAC